GAGCUCUCAGAUCUUGGCUAUGCUAGUUUCGAAAAUUUUGCGACGGGGUAUACCUACUGCUGCACGCGGACACCGUUCAUCCACGUCUUGGCCGCUCCCUUCCGCGGUCUACACCAGCCCCACACGCACACACGAGGCGUCGACGUCCAGUACUCCAUGCGACUUCACAGAGAAGCAGCGACAUGCACUAGAUGCUGCUUUGCGCGUGGACCAGGCCGGCGAAAUUGCGGCCAACUACAUCUACAUGGGCCAGCUUGCGGUCCUUGGUCGAGACAGGGUAGCGGGCCCGUUAAUCCAAGAUAUGUGGGACCAAGAGAAGAAGCACCUGUACGUCAUGAAUAAACUGCAACUUCAACAUCGUGUGCGGCCAACGCUGCUCUGGGAGGUCGCUAAGGUCGCUGGCUUCGGGCUCGGGGCCGUCACCGCUCUCAUGAGCAAAGAAGCUGCCAUGGCAUGCACUGAAGCCGUUGAAACGGUUAUUGGCGAGCAUUAUGACGACCAGCUAAAGGAACUGGACAAAGUGAGAACAUCAGACCCUAGUAUACCUCUGCUCAAAGACAUUAUUCGGGAGUUCCGAGACGAUGAGCUCGAACACUUGGACACAGCCGUGGAGCAUCACUCCCAGAGAGCACCGGCGCAUGCUCUACUGAGUACAGUUGUCGGCGCGGGUUGCAAGAUUGCGAUAGAGCUUUGCAAGCGAAUAUAAAGGGCCGCGUAACGUAAUACUGAACCCGUGCAAUGUAACAUAAAGCAGAGGCGUUGACUGUGGAAAAACGUUUAAUACCGAUUGCACAUUCUCAACUUAAGAGCGUUCUGUUAACGGCUCGCCCCUGCGCUUUGCAGACCACUUGAACUUUGUCUAGAGAGGAGUUACGUGGAUGUAGCGUAGGAAUAAGACGUGCAACUUACGUCCGUUACUGCACAGGUAUACCAGAUGAGACCAGGAACUACAACCAGGCCGAGAAUUGACUGGACGGUCGUCUUAGGUGUGAAGCGGAAGUGCUUGUAGACAUUCUCGCGCUGUAUAUACAGACAUUAAUAUCAAAGAUGACUCUCGAGGAGGGCCGAACUAAUAACCAUGAGGUUCCACCGCUCGAUGGCGGGGUCGUGCUAGAAUACGCGGGUCAGUUCGUUGCAAUCCGGUGAAUGCUGUUCGCUA
Molecule: messenger RNA, 1159 nt
Organism: Phanerochaete carnosa HHB-10118-sp
Lineage: Eukaryota; Fungi; Basidiomycota; Agaricomycetes; Polyporales; Phanerochaetaceae
Exons: 3
Coding region: 20-706 (228 amino acids)
Biological process (GO): ubiquinone biosynthetic process
Cellular component (GO): mitochondrial inner membrane
Molecular function (GO): 3-demethoxyubiquinol 3-hydroxylase activity
Source: RefSeq, a predicted model, not a curated record